This is a messenger RNA of Meira miltonrushii, 486 nucleotides long. RefSeq lists its product as uncharacterized. The transcript has 3 exons. The record is from RefSeq and is a predicted model, not a curated record. Lineage: Eukaryota; Fungi; Basidiomycota; Exobasidiomycetes; Exobasidiales; Brachybasidiaceae. Bases 1 to 486 code for a protein of 161 amino acids.
AUGAAUGACUUCAGAGACGACGACAAUGCCAUACAAGCAUCGUCAUCCAGCCAGCCCCGUAAGCUUAUAUCGUUUAACUUCAGCGUCUCUAGUCCUGCUUUAUCGACUUCUUCUAUAAAAGCUAUAGCUGUUUCGGCUGCUCUAGUAUCUUCUAAGGCUUCGAAAGGUGCUGCUCUAGCCUUGAAACCUGAGACGUCAGGUGUGCCAGUAGUACCUGCUCAAGUAACUAAUGGAUCGACGAUUAAAAAGGGAAGCAGCACCACCGAUAACAUCCCUACAAAAGCCGCCGCUGCUACUCCUACCACACCUAAAAAGGCAGACACCGUUAAAGAUAAAAAGGGUACUUUCCGUGGCCACUUUAAAGGUGAUUCUGAAGCCGCUACUGGUGAUAUAAGUAUAGGAAGUGUAGAUGGAUCAUGUAAAAAGUUAAGCUUCUUUGGUAAGAUCAAGUAUGCACUCAGUCCACACAGUUCUCCAAGUAAAUAA